UCUCAAAUUCUGACUCAGUGUUUGGAUCGUCAAAUUCUGGUCAAUUGAAUUUGUUGCAAUAAUUUGCCCUUUUGUUCCUUUGAUCAUGUCUUCAUCUACGUCGACCAAUAGCGGUGGUAAUAAUCUUGGUCGAUCUGCUGAAACAAGCACGACUACCGAAACCUAUCAUUCGAGUCUAGGACAAGUGAAUAUUACAUCGUUUGAUUCGAUGCAAGAGAUAGCCAUCCAUGAUUCAAAUUCAUCACCAGGACAACAAUCGAUAGCUUCCGCCCGACAUCAUCAUCAUCAUCAUCGACCUGCUACAUUACCAUUGACACCGCCAUUAUCCGGUUCAAAUGAUAUGAUUCAAUCGUCGGCUAUCAUAACAGCAGCCAAUUCAUGUGGUUCGAACAAACAUACUCCAAUGGAUGCCUUGAAAGAAUGGUCAAUGUCCACCUAUAAAUGUACAAAACAAUUGAUCAAUGAAAAACUUGGAAAAUGCUCACGAACGGUCGAUGCCGAUCUUGAAAUCGAGAUCGAAAAAUUACGUGAAACUCAACAUAAAUAUGAAAAUAUAUUGAAAUUGUCACGUGACAUGUCCAACCAAUAUCAGACUAUCAUUGCCACACAGAAUUCCAUGUAUGAACAUCUGAAUGAAUUGGCCUUAAGAGAAACCAAAUCACCCACCAUUAUGAAUGACGAUAGUGAACGAAGUUUGAUGAAUAAUCUUAGCCAUGAUUUUAAACAGAAUGCCGAAAUGAUGAAAAGCAUAGCCAGAAAUGGCGAUAAAUUGCUCAUGGCAUUACGAUUUUUCAUAUCGAAUCUUACCACUUUAGUGUACAAGACAAUUGAAGAUACUAUUGUUACAAUCAGAGCAUUUGAAGCGGCCCGACUUGAAUACGAUGCCGAACGUAAUUGUCUAAAUGGACUUAUGUGUACAUCACAUGCAUCUGCUGGAUCAUCGGGCACCACCACCGCCACCACCACGACUUCAACGACUACUAAUUUAAGUUCGGAAAAAAUGCAUCAGGUUCGAGCCAGAUAUGAAAGGCUCAAAGAAGAUGUAGCAAUCAAAAUGAAAUUCUUGGAUGAAAACAAAGCCAAAGUAAUGCAUAAACAAUUGGUUCUGUUUCAUAAUGCAUUCGCUGCAUUUGCAUCGGGCAAUGCAGCUGCUUUGGAUUCAACACUUAAACAAUUCAGCAUUAGACCACAGCCUAGUUCAUUUCUGGAAAAAUGACCAUUGGCUAUCGACCGUUUUUUCACCAGUAUCCGAUUCAUCUAGUCAACCAUGAAUGGAUCUUUGUGAUACAUUGUAUUUGUAUUGGCCAUUGAUUAUUGGGCUUUGCUUUUAAUCGACCAACCAGCUAAUCAUCAUCAUCAUCAUCGGUAUUAUUAUCAUUCAUUGCCACCACAAUAAUUUUCAUUCCAUGCAUGUGUUUGUGUGUAUCAUGUAUCUGUAUGUGUGGGCCAACAACAACACUUUCUUUGUACAAAACAUACAUUUAUAGUCACAUCUUAUAUAAUCGACCCGGUUCACAAUUAAUUAAUUAUUAAUCAAUAUAUUUAAAUACUUUAAAUUUUGAAAAAAUAAAAUUGCAAUUUAUCAUUU
Messenger RNA from Dermatophagoides farinae (American house dust mite), 1588 nucleotides. It is a transcript of the gene Arfip, whose product is annotated as ADP ribosylation factor interacting protein arfaptin. Gene Ontology annotation, molecular function: protein domain specific binding; phospholipid binding. The record is from RefSeq and is a predicted model, not a curated record. Gene Ontology annotation, biological process: regulation of Arp2/3 complex-mediated actin nucleation; intracellular protein transport. Gene Ontology annotation, cellular component: trans-Golgi network membrane. Lineage: Eukaryota; Metazoa; Arthropoda; Arachnida; Sarcoptiformes; Pyroglyphidae.